AUGUCGGAGUCGGCGCCGUUGCUCUCCUCGUUCCAGGGAGCAGAGGAGUUCCCUAGUAUCCUGGAGGGAAAGAAGGUACUUCUAGCAACAGAAUCCUGGGGCCCUGUCAAUGGAGUCAGUCGCACCACUCGCAGUUUAGUCGAGUACUUACAAGCGCAUGGCGUCGAUCUCAUCCUGGUCGCACCUGAUUUCAAGGGGGAUGCUACUAAGCAGACCCAAUCAUGGGAGCGACGACUGCCAGGAUGCGCUCUGCCGUACAACCCAGACUUGACCGUGGUCUAUCCAUUUCACAUUGGUGAUGUUUAUCGACAGGCCUUCAAGCCUGAUAUCAUCUAUCUGGCCAGUCCCGCGUCUUUGGGAUUCCAGAUGUUGUUGCAAAUUCGUCAACUCCGAUCCUCACCUCCGGUGCUGCUCAACUUCCAGACGGAUCUAUCGGCCUAUUCGGAGAUCAUGCUCCCUGCGCCGCUGGACCGGUUCGGAGUCUGGCUGCUCGGAAUAGUGCAGGGCUUUUUGUUUCGUUCGCCAGCAGUGCACACCAUCUUUUACCCAUGUUCAGCCAUUCGUGGCUAUCUCGAACAUGUGGGAGCCCCCGCCAAGCGAAUGGUCCAGUUGGGUCGCGGAGUCGACACUGUUCUCUUCACGCCCGCCCAGCGAGACGAAGCCUAUCGUCAGCAGAUUGCUCCAAACGGAGAAAUCAUUCUCAUCUGUGUCUGUCGCAUUGCGCCCGAGAAGGGCUUUGAAUUCCUCGCACAAGUCGCAACGCGUUUGGCCGCGGAGAAGAUACCCUUUAAGCUGCUGAUCGUUGGGGGAAAUCGCAACCCGGUUGUCGAGAACAGAGUCAAGCAGCUAUUUUCCGAAAUUCCUACUCACGUCGUCUUUACCGGGUUCCUCACUGGAGCAUCGCUGGCUCGUGCCUAUGCGUCGGCUGAUCUCUUCUUGCACUGCUCCGUUACCGAGACAUUCGGACUGGUCGUUUUAGAGGCGAUGGCAAGUGGAAUUCCCGUCAUUGCCCGGGACCAGGGUGGACCCUCUGAUAUUAUACGGCAUGGUCAGACCGGAUUCCUUGUCCCACCAAAGGAUCUCGACCAAUUUAUCAGAUUGGCCCGGGAAGUAUCAAAGAAUGGAUCUUACCGGAAGAAACUCUCCACAGCGGCCCGUCAACAAGCAGAAGACACAACUUGGGAAAAGAUCAAUCGUCGCGCCGCCUGGCAAAUCGCGGAAGCAUUGACAAAUGCAGAUCAGGAGUCGCACAGUCCUGCUCGGCAGCCCCGGACUGGAAUCCUUGCAUGGGUUAUUGAGCAGAUUUGUCUGGUGCUAGCUGUUGGGGUUGUAUAUGGCAUGUGGCUAAUUGCCGUGGUUCCCUUGAUCAUACACGGUCAUCGUUUUCUGCCUCGGGCAUGGCAUAUGUUGCGGAAUCAGUUUCAAUGCAGUCGCCCAUUGUGA
Penicillium longicatenatum is the source of this 1443-nucleotide messenger RNA. Its product is annotated as glycosyltransferase family 4 protein. Gene Ontology annotation, molecular function: glycosyltransferase activity. Lineage: Eukaryota; Fungi; Ascomycota; Eurotiomycetes; Eurotiales; Aspergillaceae. The transcript has a single exon. The coding region runs from base 1 to 1443 and encodes 480 amino acids. The record is from RefSeq and is a predicted model, not a curated record.